UGGAAGCGAAAGCGCGAGGCUUCACGUCGCUCGUUCUGCUCCUCAUUCGCUCCUCGAUUCGGCGGCGCGUGCGGCUCGCGUGCGGCACCCGAGCAUCGGAGGGAGGUCAUCGGUCAUCGGCUUUGACACGGAGGCGGGGGGGGAGGGGGACCAAGGGACACUAAGGGACACUUUGAGGAGUUGUCUGUCCGGGCGCGCGCGCGCCUUCCCAUGGAGCGCUCUCCUUCAUGCGCGCGCCCUCGCGGCUGCGCCGGGCGCUGAGGAGAGGGGGGGGCGGGGGGUCCGUGCCUGGAUGAUGGCGGAGACCCGGCCGACGGACUCUCGGACGGCUCCCGCGUCGGACCCGUGCCAAACGGCGGACAGAUCGGGGUGCCUGAGCGGCGGUGGCGAGGGCGCGCUCCCGCGUUCGAGCGCCCGCGCGUUCCUGGAAGUGGCGGCGGCGGCGGCCGCCACAGCGCACCCUCUGCUCGGGGCCGAGGUGGCGUGCACGAACGGGCGCUUUAAAGAGCCCCCCAGCAGGGACAGCAGCGCGGAGAGGAGCCCGAGCGGCGUGUGCGCGCCGUGCGGCAUCAUGAAGGAUGGCUCCAAGCAAAAGCAGGUACGCAAGAAGACCGUGUCCUUCAGCACCAUGCCCAAUGACCGGAAGAUGAACAGCACAGCCGCCUGCAUCGCCUUCAUGAUGGAGGGCUGCGAGAUGAAGAAAGUCCGCUCCAAUUCACGCAUGUACAACCGGUACUUCCUGCUGGACCAGGACAUGCACUGGCUUCGAUGGGAGCCUUCUAAGAAGGACUCAGAGAAGGCCAAGCUGGAGAUCAAGAGCAUCAAGGAGGUACGAUUAGGCAAGAAGACCCCAGUGCUUCGCAGCAAUGGCCUCUCUGACCAGUUCCCAGAGGAGUGCGCUUUCUCCAUCAUCUACGGGGAAAACUAUGAAUCGUUGGACCUGGUGGCUGCAACAGCUGAUGUGGUUAGCACAUGGGUUAUGGGUCUUCGAUACCUUGUUUCCUACGGGAGGCAUGCGGUGGGGGUCAUUGAGCCUAGCCAGCCCAGCCUGAGGACCUCCUGGAUUGGGUCGGUGUUUGAGCUAGCCGACAUAGAAAAGGAGGGCCAAAUCGAUGUCUUCAGAGCAACUCAGAUCAUCAAGGGGUUGAAUCCUGGCAUGAAGGCAUCGCGAAUAGAGCUGAAGUUCAAGGAGCUGCAGAAGGCAAAAGAUCAAUACGGGGAAAAAAUAAACGUUGAUAUAUUCACAGAGGCCUACUGUGAACUCUGCACACGCCCAGAAAUUUUCUUUCUUCUCGUGCAGUUUUCCAGCAACAAAGAGUACUUGGACUGCAAAGACCUGAUGCUAUUUGUGGAAGUCGAACAAGGGGUAGAAGGCGUGGCAGAAGAGAUGUGUAAGAAUAUAAUCCAAAAAUACGAACCAUCCACAGAGGGCAGGGAGCGGGGUUAUCUGUCCAUCGAUGGGUUCACGCAUUACCUCCUUUCAUCCGAGUGCCACAUCUUUGACCCCCAGCACAAAGAAGUCUGCCAGGAUAUGACACAGCCCUUGUCUCACUAUUACAUCAACUCGUCCCAUAAUGCCUUUCUCCUGGAGGAUCACUUCUGGGGAUCCUCGGACAUCGGUAGUUACAUCAGGGCCCUUAGAAUGGGCUGUCGAAGUUUGGAGGUUGUUGUUUGGGAUGGUCCGGAGAGCGAACCGCUCGUCUAUAUGGGGAGUUCUGUCGCUUCUCAGUUACCGUUCUCCAAAGUCCUGGAUGUCAUCAACCAGUAUGCCUUUGAAAGCUCCGAGUACCCCUUGAUCCUCGGCCUGGUGACUCACUGCACUGUGUAUCAGCAGAAGGUCAUGGCACAGCACAUAAAAAAGAUCUUGGGGGAUAAGCUGUACACAGAAGGGCCAAAAGCCGAUGAACAUUACUUGCCCUCUCCAGAGCAACUUAAAGGAAGAAUCCUUCUCAAGGGGAAGAAAUUGCCUCCUGACCACCCAGAUUCAGAUGGAGAAGUCACAGAUGAGGAAGAGGGGUUGGAGAUGUCCAGGAGGGUUGGAGCAGAGGAGAAUGAUCAGGUCAAUGGGAUAAAUAUUAAAAGGCCUAGGCUUUGCAAAGAUCUAUCUGAUCUGGUGUCUUUGUGCAAGUCUGUGCAGUUCAGAGACUUUGAGACAUCAAAGAGGGAGCAGAAGUACUGGGAAAUGUGUUCUUUCAAUGAAGUUCUUGCAAACAGGUUUGCCAAUGAAUAUCCAGAAGACUUUGUGCGCUACAACAAAAGGUUCCUCUCUAGGGUGUAUCCCACCCCCAUGCGAAUUGACGCCAGCAACAUGAACCCUCAGGACUUCUGGAAGUGUGGGUGUCAGAUUGUAGCCAUGAACUUCCAGACGCCGGGUCUGAUGAUGGACCUCAACCUGGGCUGGUUCAGACAAAACGGGAAUUGCGGGUACGUGUUGCGUCCUGCUAUCAUGAGGGAAGAGGUGUCUUAUUUCAGCGCCAAUGCGAGGGACUCUCUGCCAGGUGUGUCUGCUCAGCUUCUGCACAUCAAGGUCAUCAGUGGGCAGAAUCUACCCAAGCCCCGGGGGUCUGCGGCCAAGGGUGAUGUGGUAGAGCCGUACGUCUAUGUUGAGAUCCACGGUAUCCCUGCCGACUGCGCUGAGCAGAGGACCAAGACCGUCUCUCAGAACGGGGACAACCCCAUCUUCGAUGAGAGUUUUGAGUUCCAGAUCAACCUUCCCGAGCUUGCGGCACUUCGCUUUGUGGUGCUGGAUGACGACUACAUCGGGGACGAGUUCAUCGGCCAGUACACCAUCCCGUUUGAGUGCUUGCAGGCAGGCUACCGGCAUGUCCCCUUGCAGUCGUUGACUGGCGAGUUCCUCCCCAACACCAUGCUCUUUGUGCACAUCGCCAUCACGAACCGCAGGGGCGGCGGCAAAGCCCACAAGAGAGGCUUGUCCGUGCGAAAGUACAAGAAGGCCAGGGAGUACACCUCCACCAAAUCCACGGGCAUCAAGGUGGUGGAUGAGCUCUUCAGGGCUUCCACGCAACCUCUGAGGGAAGCUACCGACCUCAGAGAGAACGUACAGAAUGCCUUGGUGUCCUUCAAGGAGCUCUGCGGGCUCACGCCGGCCGCCAACAUGAAGCAGUGCAUCCUGACCGUGUCCAGCUGGCUGCUGAACAGCGAGCGCUCCCCGGGGGUCUCGGUGGACCUCAGCCGGCCCUACCCCACCAUGGAGGCCUGCGGACCGGUGCCGGAGCUCCUCAGGAAGGUUCUCAACGCCUACGACACGAUGAUCCAGACGAGUCGCACGCUGAUCGAGUCGGCCGACGCCGUCUACGCCAAGCUCGUGCAGGCGCAGCGAACGGGGCUGGACUUCCACGAAGACCUCCACAGGAUUGGAGCCAAGGAGGGUCUGAAGGGCAGAAAGCUGCAGAAAGCCAUGGAGAGCUUUGCCUGGAACAUCACCGUGCUGAAGGGCCAGGCAGACCUCCUGAAGCACGCCAAGGGCGAGGCGCUGGACACCCUGCGGCAGAUCCAUUACGCCGCCCAGUCCUGCGGCCUCAGCAAGAACGGCACCGUGUCCCCCGAGGUGGGCGGAGCCAGCGGCACCCAUUCCCUACCUGACUCCACCCCCAUCCCGGAGGCGGACGCGGUCAGCGACACCGGCUCCAGCUGACCUUCUGUCCGCACGCGCAGGACGUCAGGUGGAGAAAUGAGAGAAGGACGUGCAGAGGAAACGAAAGGGAGGAAGCCAUCGGCUCCGGCAGAGGGCUGGAGGAGGAGCCAUAAGUUGGUGGGCGCAUCCCGGAUGAGUUACCGCGGUGCUCCGCUCUGCUGCUCACCUGCGCCGAUCUGCUGAUCCGCUGUGCUCUGCAAACGCUGCGCAAGCCUCCCAGGAGCGCGUGGCUUUGGCCCUCGAGCUUUUCUCCGGGUUCACGAGAGUUCACACCCUCCUGGUGUUGGGAGAGACCAGCAGGGGGCGCUGGCCGGUCUCAGACUUCGUUGGAGUUGCGGGUCUAAGCGGAGGGUGCCGCUCUGUGCCAGCUGGGGGCACUGCAGAUGCGGGCACAUCCUCGCACGCAACCCUCCGGCUCUGGCGCCCCCUGCUGGACAAGACUGCGGAGUGCCUCAAACCCGCUCUCAAUUUUUCUUUAUCAAUUUUUAACGCUUUGCUCCCAUCUCCCGGCCCAUCGCGGUGGGCCGCAUCUCUGAUGAGCAGCGACUCCCUCGUUCGCAGGGCUGCCGGAAACACCGGUGAGCUGGAAAGCGCUGCUGGUUCGAGGAACUGCUCCGUCGCAUCAAAUGGGAAUCCCUCGAACCCUUGAACAGGAGCCACUGGGACCAUGCGAACACGUACAAGCAGGACUUUGAGCGAAGUCCACCGUAAUAUAGGAAAAUUAGUCUUGGAGUUAAAAAUGAUUCUGACUGCAGAGACUCGGCAGGGCAGCAUCACGACUAACUGUCAUAAAUACUUAAAUAUUGGCAUUAUUAUACAAAUUUGUUCACGUCGUUAUUUUAUAGACGUAAUACCCCGUGUUACGUUGGUCAGGGGGGACACGGAUUGGUGUGCGAUAACAGGGGGCAGCGAAACUGUGUUCUAGUUAAUAUUCAUCAUAACAAAUAAAUUAAUAUU
This is a messenger RNA of Scleropages formosus (Asian bonytongue), 4612 nucleotides long. RefSeq names its product inactive phospholipase C-like protein 2. NCBI's taxonomy places the organism in Eukaryota, Metazoa, Chordata, Actinopteri, Osteoglossiformes, Osteoglossidae. The transcript has 6 exons. Gene Ontology annotation, biological process: phosphatidylinositol-mediated signaling; release of sequestered calcium ion into cytosol; regulation of synaptic transmission, GABAergic. The coding region runs from base 293 to 3655 and encodes 1120 amino acids. The record is from RefSeq and is a predicted model, not a curated record. Gene Ontology annotation, molecular function: phosphatidylinositol-4,5-bisphosphate phospholipase C activity.